Molecule: messenger RNA, 2392 nt
Organism: Ylistrum balloti
Lineage: Eukaryota; Metazoa; Mollusca; Bivalvia; Pectinida; Pectinidae
Product: transmembrane 7 superfamily member 3-like
Exons: 10
Coding region: 90-1769 (559 amino acids)
Source: RefSeq, a predicted model, not a curated record
AUAUAUCCGUCUUAUUUAUAUCCUUGAUGUAGUUAGUAAAUCAGCCGUGUGGGGAUGAUGAAAAGCUAGUGGUAGUUACUGUUUAAAGAAUGGAACACAGUGCAGGUGUUGUCAUCAUCCUGAUUUUGACUUGCUCGGUCUCGGGAAGCCUUCGUCAAAGCGAAGAAAAAGAAAUAGAUUUGACGCCAGGGAACCCAUCUUCUAUCUCAGUACCAGGCAACAGCAGAGUAAAUCUUGCAGUUCAGUCUAUUCCAGAUGACAAAACUCAUAUUGUGUGUCAAAUACACAGCCACAAGGAUGCCUUGGCAUUAUCUCUGAGUCCAUCCUUGUCUCCUGACUCCACAGAAACAGGAACUGAUGUUGGUGUUACUACAGUACUGUCAAUGGGCCAGACAGAUAUGUCUUGGUACAUAAAGUCAAAUCACAAUCAUACAGUUCAGGCUUUAGUGACUGUUAUCUGGUAUACAUUGAAAAGUCCUAUUCCAGGUGGCUGUAACUUCGAAUUUAAGUAUGAAAAUGAUCCGAAUUUUCACCUAACAUUUGACUCCACUAAGACUUUGACUAGGUUCCAGUGGUCAAGUCAUGGGAGAAGUCGAUCUAGGGCCCCUGACCCUGAUGAUUGUGAACACUUGUCAAAGCCACUACAAUAUGACAUGUAUGUCUACUACCUUCCUGGUGGGGAUUUCUCUCAGCAGAAACACUUUGCAGGAAUACAGAAAAUGAUGACUGUGGCAGAUGUGUUAAAGAAUGGUAAGAAGCUAAGAAGCCUAACAGAUGACAAAACAACGACCAUUUCUGAUUUGACAAUGUCAUCCUAUACUGGUCAGGGCACAAUAUACAACAUCAUUGUCACAGAUACCAAGUUGGGACCAGAUUCGAGGGCAGCCUAUGUUCCAGUCGCCACAUAUGCAUGUGAUCUAGACAAUACUGACAAGUGUCACAUGAUAGGAACUGGAGGGAAAGUGUUGGCUGUAUUUGGAGGAAUGCUGGGCCUGUUCCUGGUUAUACUGGGACACAGAUUCUUUAGGACAUCCACCUUCCUGGCAGCAUUUCUUGGCUUUGGACUUAUAUCUGUCAUUCUGUUCGAACGUCUUACCACCCAAUCUAUUGUAGUGGUGAUGGUUCUGAGUGCUGUGAUUGGAGUUGUCAUGGCUACAGGAUGGUUGGCGCUGUGGUGGUGUCACGGAAUCCACACAAUAACUGUCUUGUUCACUAGUCUGACCUGUGGCUACAUCAUUUCCAGUAUUGUUUUCUUCAGUCCACUGGGAAAUUUGAACUACUGGAAUCGUGAGUUUAACUAUGGAAUGACAUUCACUGUGGGAGUGCUCAUCAUACCCGUACUUCUGCUCUACUUCACCAAACAUCUGAGUAUCCUAUCGUGUACAUUUCUGGGAGGCUACUUGGUUUGUAUCACUGUGGAUGUUUUCCUGGAGAGUGGUUUGAAAUACAUCAUUUUAAAUUCUGUUCGACAUGCCAUAGCUCCAGACUACCUGUCUGUGAUAGUAACAGGGCCCUAUCUCACAGCAGAUAUCGCACUGACAUUUCUAUGGGGAUUUUUAUUCAUUGGAGGGUCAAUAUUUCAGUUACUUAGAGAGCGUGGCAAGCCAGAUUUCCCAGAAUCCACCAGGAAAAAUCGCAGGAGAAGACAAUUGGAGAUAGAGGAAGAGCGACAGUCUUUGCUGGGCAGUGGUCGUCCUAUACUGUAUAGCUCUUCUGACCAAACAAGGAUCAACACACCAAGGACUGAGUUGUCUCCCCCUGUGUCCUAGCACACCGAUUAACUGAUAUUAAUUAGAUAGUAGUGCUGAAUCGAAUUAGCACAAUGAUUAACCACCAUGAAUCCACCCAGGAUGUCCUGAUUCAGCGGUUUACCAAAUCUAUCGGGAUCUUUAUGAAACAAGAGCAUGUUGAUAGCAGAAAACUGUUAAAACUGUUAAUACUCAUGAUAAAUUAUAAAAUCUUCAAUUGAAUCAGGACUCAGAUUUCAAGCAGUGGCAGGUUUGAUUGUGAUAGUGAAAAAUUUAGAUUUGUUAACUCCAGAGACGAUUUCAAAUUGUGACUUAUUUCCAUGUUUUUGUAAACUUUGUAACAACAGUACUUGGUCAGCCAUGGUUAUUUUUCUAUAUUAUUUAUUUAAAUGGUAAAGUGCUUUCUGAAUGUAAAUUAAUUUGACAUUAUUGCAAGUGAUCUGGCAAAUCUUAUGAAUCUGAAAGAAUUGCCAGAAAAUAUGUUGGAAUAAUUACCAGAAACAUUUAGUAUUAAUUGGUAUUUGGUUAUUCCUCACCUUAUAUGAUUGAUUCAGUCCAGGAAGUACCUGUUACAAUUACAGUAUUAUCAUUACAUUGGCUGUCUAGUACUGUAAAUGUAAAUAAAUCAAUGUUUAUUGUUAAAA